Microsporum canis CBS 113480 is the source of this 2070-nucleotide messenger RNA. Its product is annotated as PLC-E. Gene Ontology annotation, molecular function: hydrolase activity, acting on ester bonds. The transcript is spliced from 7 exons. The coding region runs from base 1 to 2070 and encodes 689 amino acids. NCBI's taxonomy places the organism in Eukaryota, Fungi, Ascomycota, Eurotiomycetes, Onygenales, Arthrodermataceae. The record is from RefSeq and is a predicted model, not a curated record.
AUGCAGACCGCAGCAUUACUGCUUGCCGCGCUGUCGGCCGUCCUUGUCGACCGCCGUCACCAUGCCUUUGCCGCACCCAGUGCUGCUGGGGAGACAGCUCGCUCCCUAAAGGAGAUUGAGCACGUCGUCAUCUUCAUGCAGGAAAAUCGAUCAUGGAACCAUGCCUCGACGCUGAUGGAUGUAUAUAAAAGUACUUUGGUACCAUGGCCGGAACUAGAAACUUUGGGGAUCCAAAUGUCCAGAUCAACGAUGAUGGCAGAUCGGUUUUUAUUCAGUAUAUGUGCCCAUGACAGCUCAUAUAACUUCAGAGCUAACAUCUCGAACCUAUCCAGAAAAGCCAAGCCACCAAGGAAAGGUGUCAAUACUUUGGCACCAUGGUAUCUGGGCCAUCUUGGGGGAUCGUGGUCUGAAGGCGUUCAAUGUGCUACUGGAGGUAGCAAUGGUUAUGCGUACAAUCAGGCCUCCCUGAACCAUGGCAGAAACGAUCGCUGGCAGGAUCUGGGUGAACCUGCCAACUGGGGUUUCUUAAAGAGAAAUGAUAUCCCCGUCCAUUUCUCUGUCGCAGAAGGAUGGACCGUCGGUGAUAUGUACCAGCAAUCGUCCAUCACCGCCACAAAUCCAAACAGAGUUAUGCUGGUGAGCGGGUCCCUCAACGUCCCUGGAGGGCCACAGAAGCCUGAUGACGGGGGAACUUAUCUUGAUAACUGGGAGACACCGGGUUGCCCGCUGCCUCAUAUAAACUGCUACCCGCUCAACUGGAAGACCUGCUAUGAGGUGUACGAAGACGCUGGUGUGUCAUGGCAAGUUUAUCAGGAUAGGAAUAACUUUGGUGACAACCCCCUUGCUCACUUCAAGAACUUCCGUAACGCCCCGGAGGACUCUCCCCUCACCAAGAAAGGUAUGUCAUAUCCCGGGCUGGAGAAAUUUUAUAAGGAUGCUCGUGCCGGUACGCUCCCAGAGGUUAGCUUCAUUGUUGGCCCCAUGGAACUAUCUGAACAUCCACCCUGGCUGCCAAAGGAUGGAGCGUGGCUGCAACAACAGGUCAUCGAUGCUGUAACCCAAAGCCCAAAAUAUGGCAAGACUGUUCUACUGAUCAGUUAUGAUGAGUCCGGAGGUUUUGGUGACCAUGUUACUCCGUACCAUUCCCCCAAGGGAACCCCUGGAGAAUGGAUGAGGGACUAUCUAGGAGUGCAGGGUGAUAUCUUUGUUGGCCCAGGCUGGAGAUUGCCAUUUUAUGUGAUUUCCCCAUUCACCCGUGGCGGUCGUGUCUUCACUGAGCACGCAGAUCAUACCUCUCAGAUCCUCUUUGUUGAGGAAUGGCUCGCCAGCAGGGGCUACAGCAAUGUUACUCUGGAUAGCAUGGUUCACUGGCGUCGAGAGCACAUGUCUAACCUCGUCAACAUGUUGGACUUUGACAAUGCGGACACUUCAGUCCCCAGCGUGCCCAAGGCUGAGGUACCAAGUAAGAACGCACAAGGAGCUUGGGAUGGAAUGGCAAAAUGUAAAGCCCGUUUCAGUAACCCUGAUGCACCGUGGACAUCUCAGCCCAAGACUUUCCCUCCCAAGGGGCUUAUUGAGCAGGGCUACAAACAAGUCGUUGGGGAUCUUACCGAAGGAAGAUACCUCGUCUUCUCUUCUUCACAAACAUCGGAUAAGAACGAGUAUCUCCUCUCAUAUAAAGAUGGAUCGAAACUUGGCGUUGUUUCAAAGAAUACCAAUGACGAGAAUCGCUACGCCCAGCUAGACACUCGCUUCGUUAUUCAUUACUACAAUAACGGCGCCACGGACUUGGAGACUCGACUCACAAAACAAGAUGGACCGUUCCUCGUGUCGACUCCAGACAAGGCACGCUGGCUUGGGCCAAACGGAACGCUCGUUGGAUCGCGAGACAGCGCUGCUCCAAUGGAUAUUGACUUUGAUGCAGGAUGUCAGGGUAGCGUCCGUGGCUACAGUAUGAAGUAUGCCAGGGGAGAUGAUGGUUUUGUCUCUGUCAGUAAGGGAGCCAUCAACAUCGGGAAAGCCUCGGCACAGUUCAGGUUCAAGAUAUUGAGUGUUUCCUACGACAGCUGA